This is a messenger RNA of Penicillium expansum, 627 nucleotides long. Its product is annotated as Aldolase-type TIM barrel. The record is from RefSeq and is a predicted model, not a curated record. NCBI's taxonomy places the organism in Eukaryota, Fungi, Ascomycota, Eurotiomycetes, Eurotiales, Aspergillaceae. Bases 1 to 627 code for a protein of 208 amino acids. The transcript is spliced from 4 exons.
AUGAUUGCAUACGACCAGCUCGAGUCACCGGGAAACAUGAUCAUCGAUCUUGAGAAUCCAUCGCUGCUCGUCAUGGAAAAGUCUGGCGCAUUCGGAAAACCCCACCCAGCUACCGAGGAGGAGAUUCGGGAUAUUAUCCACCGGUUUGUCCAUGUAGCCGUCUACCUGCAAAAGUCUGUGCAUGAUGGUGUCCAGCUGCAUUCCGCCCAUGGCUAUCCGUCAAGCACUCCCGGGAUCUCGGCUUUAUCAUUGGAAUCAAAAUUAACUCGGUGGAAUUCCAAGAACAUGGAUUUACCCCCGAGGAGUCGAAGGAACUAUCGAACCCGCAGAUAUGUGACCGGAGGAUUUUGCACAGCGUCCGGAAUGGUCCAGGCACUGGAAACAGUUGAUGGCGUCGGUCUUGGCCGGCGCAAUCCAGCAGAAGAUCGAUCCCCAGAACUUUUCAAGACAAGCCCUGCUGGUGGUGUACGGAUGCUGCGGAUCGCAAAAGACGAAGAACCGAUUGACUUGAGCAACGAUGCUAACAUGGAAGUUUUCAUGAAAGGCCCUAGGGAAUGGGCGCAGCAGAUGCAGAAAGACGGGGCUGCAAUGAACAUGUACGGUUAUGCCCAGCUUCCCAAGGGUUAG